CCCUGUUCCCACCCGGCAGGAGGUGCCCGCAGCCCCGCCCGUCUCCGGCAAAGCGCGCUCGCAUGUGAGGGGGCGGCUCCUUCCAUAGUGCCGGCGCUGGGGCUGCGGAGCCGGUCGGGCGGGGACCGGGGCCCGCGGGGAGGGGGCCGCCCGGUCGCUCCUGUUCCCCUUUCCAGCGGCUGCGGGUUUUCGUUCUUUCUGCUGCGUCACCACGGUGCCUCGGCUCUGAUUGGUCGCUUUUUCCUGCGCGCUGUUCAUUGGCUCGUUAAUGUUGGAUCUCAUUGGUUCCCGGGUGGGUGCGAUGGCGUCGUGGAAGGUUCUGGAUCGGCUGCUGGUCCUGUGGCCCUUGUUGGGGCUGUUGGAGGGCGACUCUCCGAGCACCGGCGCUCCUGACGGUCUGCUCCACCCCAGAGGCACCGGGCUCCCCUCCACCGGCGGCCUGGGCAGCACCCGCGCCCCGCCCGAAGCCGCGCCGACCACGGUGCCAGCUUACCUGGCGAAGUGCCCCAGCGCUGGGCCGUGCAGCAGGCUGCCCCCGCUCUGCAUCGACUGUUCCAUGCACUCAAACUGUGUCUAUGGGAAGGAAGUAUCGUUCAACUGUACAGUCAAACCCGGCGUACAGUGCACAGAUGAGAAUAAGAUAGAACAGAAAACAUUUUGGAUAACAAUGGUCUGUCAGUUCUGUUGGCAGAUGCCACCCAGUAAGUACCAGUGCAAGGAAACCACGAAAUGCAAGACAGUGCGGUGCCCACGUGAAUACUUUAUUUCUAACUGCACAGCUCUGGAACAUGUGCAUUGUCUUGGUAAUCGCACAUUUCAGAAGAAGAUGUAUUGCAAUUGGACAGGAGGUUACAAGUGGUCAACUGCAUUGGCUCUGAGCAUCACUUUGGGAGGGUUUGGAGCAGACCGUUUCUAUUUGGGCCAAUGGAAGGAGGGUCUUGGUAAACUCUUUAGCUUCGGAGGCCUUGGAAUAUGGACCUUGAUAGAUGUGCUGCUAAUUGGGAUUGGCUAUGUUGGGCCUGCUGACGGCUCACUGUAUAUCUGAGCUGCACGAGAACCUUGUCCUGUGUCAACACCAUGUGGAGCUAUGGAACACGAGAUGUGAUAUUUGGGAGGAUGCUGUAUCUGUACAGGAAUCACUUUUUUUGCCUUUCUUUAUCAGGCUGAGGACUUGUACUAAGUUGAAUUGUCCUGGUUCCUGUUGGGUUUGUUGUUCAACAGCGGUGUUAGUGAUUAUUGAAACUACCAAUGAAGGCAUCUUCGGGACCCCGUGGUAACAUUCUGGUUUUUCCCAUGACUCUUGCUCUGAUUGCAUCCUUUCAUGGGGAAAUUUUUGACCUAUUUGCUGAUAAAGUCUGCUUGCAAACCUGACCACUUCUAUAUGGUGAAUUGUGGAAACAUUGAAAUCACGUGGAUACUUGACAUCCAGCAAAUUUGCACCGUUUGAUUAACCUUGCUUUCUCACUGAGGAAUGAGAGAAGAUGGGAGAGGCAAGUAAAUAAAUGGUUUUGGACUGCUGGCAGCAAGACGAGUGCACGAACAGGUCCACAAAUUACCCAUGUUUGCAGGGUUUCUUGUCUCUGUAAAUUUACUGUUGGUAUUUCCAGUGACAUGAUGAAAGUAUAACUUAUGAUUGUACUCCAUGGUUAUAGUAACAGCAGUUUACAUUAGGGCUUGGGAUUGAUGAUAGCCUUCCAUUGCAGUUCAGUCUGCAAAUGGUGAGCUGACAAAAUUCUUUGUGCUGCUGACAACUGAUCAGUCCAACCUGGGCCAGCUCUUUAGUUCUGGUGUUGCCCCACAGGGAGAUUUAUUGGAAGAUUCUGGUCCUCAGGCAGCUCCUAAGUACCAUUACUGAAUACCAGUGGUCUGAACAACCUUUCAGCUGUGGAACGUAGGUUGGGAGAGCAGGACAGGGCAGGCUGGCAGGUAAGUGGCAUCACAGCUAUAUCAUUCACUCCAUACUUCUAUCAGGUUGCAGUCUACUGAGCUGGAAUGACAGAUUUAAUGCUACAGUUGUGGUCUAUGUUAAUACAUCAUCAGGUGCCUGGUGGAGAUGUUGGCAGGUAUUUCCAACCACCUUGCACAAGGAAGUCAAUAGAGGUUAAGGUGAAACCUGACAUUCACUUUUUUUGUGUGAAUAAUGCUUGUUUAUUGCCAUCUGUGGUUUGAGUUCAAGGACAUUUUUGACUAGCUGGUUGGAUUCAAUGCUUUGGAUAUGUGUAGAAAUUACUGUACAUUGUUACAAAAAUAAACAUCAAUAUGAUCUGAGAUUCAAAUCAUCUUUAUUUCUAAUAAACUUUAAUUUGCUACGUGA
Pristis pectinata (smalltooth sawfish) is the source of this 2314-nucleotide messenger RNA. RefSeq names its product TM2 domain containing 3 (gene tm2d3). The transcript is spliced from 6 exons. Bases 269 to 1045 code for a protein of 258 amino acids. NCBI's taxonomy places the organism in Eukaryota, Metazoa, Chordata, Chondrichthyes, Rhinopristiformes, Pristidae. The record is from RefSeq and is a predicted model, not a curated record.